UCAAAAGUCUUCUAAUCCAUCAAACCUCAAAGAACCGUCUUCCAGACCAACUUCUCAAUCAAAAUGCAAUUCUCCGCCAUCGUCCUCAGUGCCGUCGCUCUCUUCGGCUCUAUGACCUUUGCCGCUCCCGCUCCUGCUCCUGACGCAGAGCUCAUGGCUCGCUCUUCGUGCCAGCUUGGUGGUAUCUUUGGUGCCGGUGAUGCUGCCUGCAGCGCUUCUUGCAUCAGGGCUGGAACCUACCACGGCGGUUACUGCAACGACAAGCAGGUCUGCAUCUGCACCCACUAGAUUGAUGCAUGCCUGAGUGCGAAAAAUAUGGCCAUGGAUAGGGCUCGCAACUGAAUAUGGUGGAAUCAUGGUGGCUAAGGGUCAGAAGUGGUGUUUUUAGUUUCUACCUCUAUCAUUCGUUUGCAAUAAACUUCACUUUGUUUCGCUAUCA
Aspergillus nidulans FGSC A4 is the source of this 439-nucleotide messenger RNA. Its product is annotated as protein Anisin-1. The transcript has 3 exons. Gene Ontology annotation, cellular component: extracellular region. Gene Ontology annotation, biological process: defense response. Bases 64 to 288 code for a protein of 74 amino acids. Lineage: Eukaryota; Fungi; Ascomycota; Eurotiomycetes; Eurotiales; Aspergillaceae. The record is from RefSeq and is a predicted model, not a curated record.